AUGGGCGUUCAGGCUAACGUUAAGUUGAGGGAGUCGCUACAUGACCUCAUACAAGGUAAACAGGCAAGCACAAGAAGACAAUUAACGGAGGCGCUGACGCCAUGUGUGAGGGAAAUCAGACUAACUAAACCUGACAAUUCAGAGGAACUGAGCUCAGAAAUAUCAACAUUGUUAUCUCUGAUGAAGAACGCUAUCGAGCAGCAUAGAGAGCCUCUAAACGUUGUACUCGGUCUCUGCGGCAAACAAGUCAAACAGCCAAUGCGGUUUCCAUUUUAUGGCUUCGAAAGGGUCACUGGGGUUUCAGCAGAUAAAACGGCAAUCUUGAUAUCUUUGAUGAAACGCGUGCAAAGGCAGCUGGACUUAAAGGAAACGUGCACCAUAAGGGAUGUGUUUUACUUGAACGUUGAACUUUACAAAAACCAAAGGACUGUUACUGAGUGGCUGAAUGCUAUUUCGAAGGCAUUCGAGCUGCCACACCGCGAUAUGCUCCGAGUUGUCGCAGCCCAGAAGGGGUUAUGUUUCACCCCGAUUGAUCUACACCAUGGCAACAGCAUGAUUAUGAAACGCCAAAAAUCUUUAAUACCCUUCAUGGAUGCUAAUACGAGUUUCACAGGUAUAUGGAGCGAAAUAGACCGCGUAGUAGUGCUGGAGAAAGAUGCCGUUUUCAACACCCUUGUUGACAACAUUCUAGUCAGUGCAAAUGCUUUAAUUGUUACAGGAAAAGGUUACCCAGAUUGGCGUACAAGACACUUCCUUGAUAAGCUCAUGCUGAGUUGCCCUCCAAGCGUUGCAUUCGAGGUGUACACUGACAGCGACCCUUAUGGGAUCGAUAUUGCCUUGAAGUAUAUCCAAAACUGUGAGAAAUCGGUUGAAAAAUGCCCCAGACUUUGUUACAAGGGGGUCUUGAUCCAGGAACUUCUACAUGACCGACUAUCAACGCGGGGCCUCCAACUGCUAAAUUUGAAAAUACGAGACGUCAAUUUUGCAAUGAAGCUCCUUCAAAGGACAGCAGAAUUAGAGUUAUCGGGCAAAAACAAGCGCAUGCUUACGCAAGAGUUACAGCGGCAGCUAUUCUACUCGAAAAAAGCGGAAAUGAAUUCUGUUUCCAAUUCUGAUUUCGCAAGCUAUUUUUCCAAAAAAAAUAAGUAG
Messenger RNA from Lachancea thermotolerans CBS 6340, 1149 nucleotides. It is a transcript of the gene SPO11, whose product is annotated as DNA topoisomerase (ATP-hydrolyzing). The record is from RefSeq and is a predicted model, not a curated record. The transcript has a single exon. The coding region runs from base 1 to 1149 and encodes 382 amino acids. Gene Ontology annotation, molecular function: DNA binding; ATP binding; DNA topoisomerase type II (double strand cut, ATP-hydrolyzing) activity. Lineage: Eukaryota; Fungi; Ascomycota; Saccharomycetes; Saccharomycetales; Saccharomycetaceae. Gene Ontology annotation, biological process: meiotic DNA double-strand break formation; reciprocal meiotic recombination; meiotic DNA double-strand break processing. Gene Ontology annotation, cellular component: nuclear chromosome.